Molecule: messenger RNA, 789 nt
Organism: Thyridium curvatum
Lineage: Eukaryota; Fungi; Ascomycota; Sordariomycetes; Thyridiales; Thyridiaceae
Exons: 1
Coding region: 1-789 (262 amino acids)
Biological process (GO): regulation of transcription by RNA polymerase II
Molecular function (GO): DNA-binding transcription activator activity, RNA polymerase II-specific
Source: RefSeq, a predicted model, not a curated record
AUGACCGACGACGUCGCCAGGGAGCAUGUCUCAACAUACCUUGACAUGGCCAUCCACGAGCACAACAGGGAUGUCGGCAACCUGAGUGUGACCAAUGUGGAUUCUGCGUGCCUUACCUCUAGCGCGCUCCGGAUUCACAGCUUCAUGAAGCUACGGUACCGCCCGUUGAGCCCUUAUACUCCCCCGGUCGACUGGCUGCGGAUGACGGGGGCUACGCGUCUCAUGUUUGCAAACGCCAUGUUCCUGGCUAAAGACAACCCAGACUCGGUGGGCUGCAGGAUGACAUCUUUCACCAACCAGUAUCGGGAAGACAGGGACAAUCUCCGUCAUCUUGACGAGUUCCAACACCUUCUCCGCAAGCAGGAGCCCCACGGUCUUGCUGAGCCCUGGGACGCUGAGGUCUGCCGCGCAUACCAGACUGCGCUGAGUUGUGUUGGAGACAUUUGGAGGUUCAGAUAUCACAAUGUCUUGCCUGCUGGCGUAGCUCGGCAACUGGUUAUAUUUCCAGUGCUCUUGGAUGACAAGUUCUUUGACCUGGUAGCCGAGCGGCGACCCCGAGCCCUGGUCAUCCUAGCACACUACUUCGCCAUGCUACUUGUCCUUCGGGGACUGUGGUAUGUGGGCAUGACUGGUGUUUAUGAAGUCCAUGCCAUAGCUGAAUAUCUGCCUCGAGAGUGGCGGACCAUGCUGAGAGAGCCGCUGUUAUUAGUCGAGAAUGUUGAUUCCUUCCCAGAUGUGAUGAGGGGCACCCCUGGCAAAUGGCCGACGGCCGACGUAAUUUGGCCAUAG